Molecule: messenger RNA, 603 nt
Organism: Mixia osmundae IAM 14324
Lineage: Eukaryota; Fungi; Basidiomycota; Mixiomycetes; Mixiales; Mixiaceae
Exons: 2
Coding region: 1-603 (200 amino acids)
Source: RefSeq, a predicted model, not a curated record
AUGUCGGCAGUGUUGCAGCAUGUGCUGCACCCCUUUGAUCUGCCACCCGCGCUCGCCCUGCUGCCGCCGCUCUUUCGAGUGCUUGCUUGGGCUUCCGUCCUGCCCAUCCUCAUCCUAGCAGCCGUCGACUUGCUCGGCUACGUUGCAUUCAGAAUUGUCUAUCAGCCUGUAGGCAUGCCGAGGACGAUGUUCUACAAAGCGCCCGGCGGUCGAACAAGCAGAGGCAAAGGAGCUCAGGUGGCAGUUCCCGUUCCAGUGAGCGCAGAUGCAACGGGUAGGGAGACGUCUGGCCUCAAGAAGCGACAAUCCGUCAAGAAAGCUGCUCCAGUGCCGCUCAUCGUUGCCUCGAGUGAUUCUGACGGCAACGAGGAUCCUCAUGCGGCGCUGUCGACGUCUCCUACAGAUGAAUCCGACAGCGGACUGUCUCCCAUCUCGACUGCGCCUCGUAGGGAGCGUCAGCUUUCUAUGGGACCCAACAGAGCACGCGCAGGCUCGAUUGGUUUCGACGGGCCAAUGCUCGGAUUUGAUCCCCUGCGAUCUCCAUCACCCGAACUGAGGCAGCUGCCGGACGAAGAGGACGAUAAGCAAUUCCAUCCGUCGUGA